Molecule: messenger RNA, 942 nt
Organism: Penicillium verhagenii
Lineage: Eukaryota; Fungi; Ascomycota; Eurotiomycetes; Eurotiales; Aspergillaceae
Product: putative glycerol dehydrogenase
Exons: 3
Coding region: 1-942 (313 amino acids)
Cellular component (GO): cytosol
Molecular function (GO): aldose reductase (NADPH) activity
Source: RefSeq, a predicted model, not a curated record
AUGGCUGCUGCAGACCUCCGCUUUAAGCUCAACACCGGUGCUGAGAUCCCCGCUCUGGGUCUGGGAACAUGGCAAUCUGCCCCUGGUGAAGUCGCCCGUGCCGUGAGUCACGCUAUCAAGGUCGGCUACCGCCACAUUGAUACUGCUCUUUGCUAUGGCAAUGAACAUGAGGUUGGCCAGGGUAUUAAGGAGGCUAUUGACGCAGGCAUUGUGAAGCGCGAGGAGCUGUUUGUCACUACCAAGCUCUGGUGCUCUUUCCACGCUCGCGUCGAGGAGGGUCUGGAAGAGAGUCUGAAGAACUUGGGUCUGAACUACCUGGACUUGUACCUGGUGCACUGGCCAUUGGCAAUGAACCCCAAGGGAACCCACCCCAUCUUCCCCAAGCUUCCAGAUGGAUCGCGUGAUAUUGAUCACAGUCAUUCUCAUGUGACCACCUGGAAGAGCAUGGAGAAGCUUGUCGGCACUGGUAAGGUUAGAGCCAUCGGUGUUUCCAACUACAGCCUUCAGUACCUCGAGGAGCUCCUCCCUCAGGCCACUAUCGUCCCCGCCGUCAACCAGAUCGAGAACCACCCCUCUCUGCCCCAACAGGAGAUUGUCGACUUCUGCAAGCAAAAGGGCAUCCACAUCACCGCUUACAGCCCUCUGGGUAGCACCGGUAGCCCACUCUUCACUGCUGAGCCGAUUGUGGCCGUAGCCGAGAAGCGGGGUGUUACUCCUGCUACUGUCCUGCUGAGCUGGCACAGCUCUCGUGGCUCUUCGGUCCUUGCCAAGUCCGUCACUCCUUCCCGCAUCGAGGCCAACCGCACCGACUUGAUUACACUAGACGCCGAGGAUGUCGCCACUAUCCAGAAGUACACCGAUUCCCUGGCCGCUAGCAACUCCUUCCAGCGUUUCGUAUACCCUCCGUUCGGUGUCAACUUCGGCUUCCCCGAUAAGCAGUAA